This is a messenger RNA of Centropristis striata (black sea bass), 2854 nucleotides long. It is a transcript of the gene scamp2, whose product is annotated as secretory carrier membrane protein 2. Gene Ontology annotation, biological process: protein transport. The record is from RefSeq and is a predicted model, not a curated record. Gene Ontology annotation, cellular component: trans-Golgi network membrane; recycling endosome membrane. NCBI's taxonomy places the organism in Eukaryota, Metazoa, Chordata, Actinopteri, Perciformes, Serranidae. The coding region runs from base 194 to 1186 and encodes 330 amino acids. The transcript is spliced from 9 exons.
CAGGGGUCGCGCUUUGCUUCGUCAUCGUGUUGUGUUUGACCCCUACACGUCACUGCCCCGCGGGCUCAGUGCGCCUGCGCUGUAACUUGAUUCAGGGAAGUUGUGAGUAGAGCCAACUGACUGAAGCGACGGAGCAGUUUGUUGUUUAUUUAUCGGCUCUCAGAGACACAAACAGGCCCGCAGCAUCAACAACAUGUCGGGAUUUGACAGCAACCCUUUCGCGGACCCUUCCGGCGACAACCCUUUCGAUGACCCGUCGGUGACUCAGGUGACGAGCUCCAACGUCGAGCCAGUCGACCAGUACAACCCGUUCCCCGCUCACCCCACAGACGGUCUGGCGGCUCAAACCACCCCGGCCUCCACCGCUCCCUACCAGCCCGCCGUGCUGCAGCCGUCUACAGAGCCCAGUCCUCAGGUGACUGCUGCUGCAGCUCAGGCCAAUCUGCUGAGGCAGCAGGAGGAGCUGGAGAGGAAAGCUGCCGAGCUGGACCGCAGAGAGCAGGAGCUCCAGAGCCGAGGCCCGUCAGGGAAACAGAACAACUGGCCUCCUCUCCCCAAGAGUUUCCCCAUCAAACCGUGUUUCUACCAGGACUUCUCAGAGGAAAUCCCUCCAGAGUCCCAGAGAGUCUGCAAGAUGAUGUACUACCUCUGGAUGUUUAACUGUGUGACUCUGUUCCUGAACCUCCUGGCCUGUCUGGCCUACUUCACCACCGACGCCUCCUACGGCGUGGACUUCGGCCUCUCCAUCCUCUGGCUCAUCCUGUUCGCUCCCUGCUCCUUCCUCUGCUGGUACCGGCCCGUCUACAAGGCCUUCAAGACUGACAGCUCCUUCAGCUUCUUCUUCUUCUUCUUUGUGUUUUUCUGCCAAGUGGUGAUCUUCAUCAUCCAGUCUGUGGGAAUACCUAAGUGGGGCAACAGCGGUUGGAUCUCUGCCUUCACCAUCAUCUCCACAAACAAAGCGGUUGGAGCCAUCAUGAUCAUCGUGGCCAUCCUCUUCACCAUCUGCGCCGUGCUGUCAGUCAUCCUGCUCAAGAUGGUCCACAGCAUGUACCGUCGGACCGGCGCCAGCUUCCAGAAGGCCCAGCAGGAGUUCUCUCAGGGCGUCUUCACCAACAAAACCUUCCAAACCGCCGCGGCCGGAGCGGCGUCCUCCGCCGCUCAGGGAGCCUUCCACCAGGGGAACUAACGGCCCGGCACAGCCAGCUGAGCUGAGCUCCAUUUAGCAGGUCAAGGUCUAUAUGUUAUCAGGUCUGGGUGAUUAAGUAAACCGAGCCGAGGGGGAAGUCUGUAAAUGAGAAUCUAAAUGUUUAAUGUAUAGACCUUGAGCUCGGUGAGGCUGCGUCGCUAGCCUCCCUCCUCCCAGCCCUCCAUCAGCACAUUCACCCCCCACGGCCACUUUGCUUCAUGCAGCAUGUCUCCUGCAGAGCCACAGUGGAGGGGAGCGUCUCCCACGGUGCAUUCUGGGUAAUGGAAAGCAUGAAUGAAGUCGACUAUUUCAGUUUGUCCUGGCUUUGUAUAUUUCGUGUGCACUUUUUUGGCAAUGCUCUUCAGUUUAAUAUUUGACUGUGUGUGUGAAUGAGUGUGUGUGUGUGUGUGUGCAUGCGUGUGUGUGUGUGUGUGUGUGUGUGUGUGUGUGUGUGGGCAUGCUGACUCAUCUCGUCUGUUUCUCCACCUCGCUGGUGGAUCCUGAUCCUGUAAUAUAUAAAUACGAUGAAGUGUUUUUUUCUGUCUCUGUGUCGCCGAAGCGAUUUCUGAUUUCUGAUUUCUGGCAAAACUUCUCUUCUGUGUGCCGCAGAAAUUUCAGUUUAAUAAUAAGGAAGAAAGGUAACUCAUCAUAAAUCAUAAAUCAUAAAUCAUGCGGUUAGCUGUAAUCGACUGCUUCUGUCUCUGGAUUCUGGGAUGUUGCUGCGUUCACACCAAAACAGGCAGUGAGGCGGGAAAAACACACUGCAAAAAAGGUGUUUAGUCUAAAAACCAGAUAAACUAUCUAGCACUUCUACAUCUAAAGUAAAGAAACAAAUAAUCAUCAGGCCAGUUCAUCGCUGCUGGCAGCUUUAAUUUAUCUUGUUUUAAGAGUUAUUUACUUAUUUUAAGUGUUCAACAUGCUUAUUUCUAGAUUUAAUAAUCUGAAUUUAAGAAAUCUUGUCAAGGUAAAUUAUCUGUCCAUGCAGCAAGAUCAUUUCCCUCAGAUUUACUGUUUUAUCUGGUUUUUAGACACCUUUUUUGCCGUGUGUCUUUCAUUUGAGAAGGUUUAGUGUGUUUAGGCUGCAGGGGGAAGUGAAGCUAAUGCAGAAGUGUCUUUAACCUGCAUUCUCUCUAACGGCCAGCAGGGGGCGACUCACUGGCUGCAGAAAGAAGUCUGAUUUAUUGCAAAUCAGUAGGAAUAUGACUCUACUUCUGACUUGAUUUGUGACCUCAGUAAACAUUCUCAUUAUGAGUUUAUGGUCUCAAUCUUUAGUUUCAAGUCUUCUUCAACACAACGUGAUGCUAAUUUAGUAAAAAAUGGUUAAUUUAGAGUCAAACAGAGCAGGAAGCAGGGGUAUUAUUGCUUAUUCAUCUUAGACAUUUUACAGUAUCAGUGUCUUUUCAGUUAAUUACAACAUUUUUGUCUCUUGAACUAAAAGACACUUUAAGAAGUCAGCUGCUUUUUGAAUUUUUGAAUUACAAAUGCUGCACAAAAACAUUAAGACACAGGAAGACAUUAAGUUACGUGGAGGAAAAUGUGUUAAAUUUGACAACGAGUUUCUGCAACAAGCUCAGCACUCAGUCGACCAGCUGCUGUGUUGCCUUCAGGCGCAGUUGGAAAUGUCAAGAUCAUUAAAACCCUCUUAAGGAAAACAAUCGGGAGGUUAAA